AUGAAGCCAUCUACGGCUCUUGGUGCCAUCGCACUCCCGUUCUGCCAUGCCCUCAGUCUGGGCGGCCGGCCCUACCAAAUCAUCCAUGAGGUGGACAGGCGUUCUGGCGCCCUCCAGGACUUUGUUACCUGGGAUGAGCACUCGCUCUUUAUCCACGGCGAACGCGCCAUGAUGUUCUCGGGCGAGGUCCAUCCGUUCCGCCUCCCCGUGCCGUCGCUGUACUUGGAUGUCUUUGAGAAGAUCAAGGCGCUCGGCUUCAAUAUGGUUUCGUUCUAUGUCGACUGGGCGCUGCUCGAGGGGAAGCCGGGCGAGUUUCGCGCGGACGGCAUCUUCGCUCUGGAGCCGUUCUUUGAAGCGGCCUCUGAGGCGGGCGUAUAUUUGCUGGCGAGGCCGGGUCCGUAUAUUAACGCAGAAGUUAGCGGAGGGGGGUUUCCGGGAUAUUUGCAGCAGUUGGAGGGGAUUCUGAGGUCCCAGGCGCCCGACUUUUUGAAUUCGACGGACAACUACAUGGCCCAUGUGUGUGAUAUAAUCGCCAAGCACCAAAUCACAAACGGCGGCCCCGUCGUUCUCUUCCAGCCCGAGAACGAAUAUUCUUCGGGGCACAACAUCCCCUUUCCCAACGGGCAGUAUAUGCAGUACGUCAUCAACCAGGCCAGGAGCGCGGGCAUUUCGGUCCCCAUGAUCAACAACGACGUUGGGCCCGCGGGAAACUAUGCUCCUGGCAAGGGCGUCGGAAGCAUGGAUAUCUAUGGACACGACAGCUACCCCCUAGGAUUCGAUUGCGGCAAUCCUACCGUCUGGCCGCCGAACGGUCUUCCAACAAGCUUUCACCAACUCCACGAGAGGCAGAGCCCGAAGAGCCCGUACUCCAUCAUCGAGUUUCAAGGCGGCGCGUUUGACCCUUGGGGCGGCUGGGGAUUCGAAAAGUGCGCCGCCCUCGUCAACCACGAAUUCGCACGUGUCUUUUACAAGAACAACCUGGCGGCCGGUGUGUCGAUUUUCAAUAUCUACAUGAUCUACGGCGGAACAAACUGGGGUAAUCUCGGCCACCCAGGCGGCUAUACGUCCUACGAUUACGGUGCCUGCAUCCGAGAAAACAGAGUCAUAGACCGUGAGAAGUAUUCCGAGGUCAAGCUCGAAGCCCAAUUCAUCAAAGUAUCGCCUGGCUACAUCACCGCCUCCGUUGGCCUCGCAUCAACCACGGCAUACUCCAACAACCCGGGCAUCACCAUCACGCCCUUGACGUCUAACAAGACGGGGAACUUCUUCGUCGCUCGUCAGACAGACUACACCGCCACGGGCAGCGUCUCCUACACCGUCACCCUGCCUACCAGCAAUGGGAUCCUCACCAUCCCCCAGCGCGGAGGAAGCUUGUCCCUGCACGGGCGGGAUUCCAAGAUUCAUUUGACGGAUUAUCCCGUGGGCGACUACGUUUUACUGUAUACCACUGCCGAGGUAUUCACCUGGAAGAAGUACGCUGAUAAGACAGUUUUGGUGUUGUACGGCGGCCCAGAUGAAUUGCAUGAGUUUGCGGUAAAGUCUCCCUCAGCGACACGGAUCCUGCAUGUUGAGGGGAGCAGUAUCUCGUCCCACGAGCAGGCUUCGUCGACUAUUGUCGUGCAGUGGACGACGUCGCCAGAGAGGCAGUAUAUUCAGGUUGGCAACUUGGCCAUCUACCUCGUUGAUCGCAACUCGGCGUACAACUACUGGGUCCCCGUCCUUCCGGGCUCCAAUUCAUCCCCAUACGGCACAUCCCUCAUGAAUCCAGACGCUGCCAUCGUCAACGGGGGCUACCUCAUCCGCUCCGCCUCCAUCAACGGCAACACGCUCUCCCUCCGCGCCGACUUCAACGGCUCGACGACCCUGGAAGUCGUCGGCAUCCCCGACGGCGUCACCAAGCUCUCCGUCAACGGCCGGCCGCUCAAACACACCACCUCCCCGACAGGAACGUGGCUCGCCCAGCCAGACAUCACCAUCCCAACCGUCCAACUCCCCUCCCUCGCCGACCUGACCUGGCACACCAUCGACUCCCUGCCCGAAAUUCACCCCCAGUACGACGACUCCCUCUGGCGCACCGCCUCCCAAAGCCCAGGCAACAACAGGCCGCAAGCGCACCACAAAACCUCCAACGCGACCCUAUUCGCAGCGCCCCCGCGCGCAUCUCUCUACGGCUCAGACUACGGCUUCAACACGGGCACCCUCCUCUUCAGAGGCCACUUCACCGCCUCAGGGAAGGAGUCCCUCUUCAGGACAUGGACGUCGGGCGGCACCGCAUACGCCAGCUCCGCAUGGCUCAACGACCGCUUCCUCGGGUCCUUCAAGGGCAACUCCGCCGCCGAGAACCAGAACUCGACGUACGCGCUGCCCAGCCUGACCGCCGGCGAGCAGUACGUCGUCACGGUGGUGGUCGACACCAUGGGGUUCAACGAGAACUUCAACCCGGGAUACGAGGACAUGAAGGCGCCGCGCGGCAUCCUCGACUACGCGCUCUCGUCGCCCGACGGCGCGCCCACCGCCGUGGCGUGGAAAAUCACCGGCAACCUCGGCGGCCACGACUACGCAGACUCGUUCCGCGGGCCGCUCAACGAGGGGGGCCUCUUCUUCGAGCGCCAGGGCUACCACUACCCCCGGCCGCCCGUGGACGACGCCCCCUUCGCCCCGGGCUCGCCGUUUGACCGCGCCGACCGCGCCGGCGUCGCCUACUACGCCGCCCGGAUGCCGCUCGACCUGCCGGCCGACGCGUACGACAUCCCGCUGUCGUUUGUGUUUGCCAACGCCUCCCGGGGCGGGGGGGACUACAGGGCGCUGCUGUACGUCAACGGGUUCCAGUUCGGCAAGUAUCUCAGCAACAUCGGCCCGCAGACCGAGUUCCCUGUGCCCGAGGGCGUCCUCGACUACGGGGGCGACAACUGGGUCGGGCUGGCGGUGUGGUCGUUGGACAGCACCGGCGCGAGGGUGCCCGGGUUGGCGCUGAGGGCCGGGACGCCCGUCCAGUCUUCGCGGAACAAGGUCCGUCUCGUCACGGGGCCGGCUUAUUCCAUCCGUCCUGGCGCAUACUAG
Molecule: messenger RNA, 3060 nt
Organism: Metarhizium brunneum ARSEF 3297
Lineage: Eukaryota; Fungi; Ascomycota; Sordariomycetes; Hypocreales; Clavicipitaceae
Source: RefSeq, a predicted model, not a curated record